Molecule: messenger RNA, 2603 nt
Organism: Culicoides brevitarsis
Lineage: Eukaryota; Metazoa; Arthropoda; Insecta; Diptera; Ceratopogonidae
Product: collagen alpha-2(I) chain
Exons: 9
Coding region: 1-2175 (724 amino acids)
Cellular component (GO): extracellular region
Molecular function (GO): chitin binding
Source: RefSeq, a predicted model, not a curated record
AUGUUAAUUCACGUGCCGAACAUGAAUUGCAUCUCAACGGAAAUACCCCAAGUAGAUCCUUUAUCAACAGCUACUGGCACCGGUUCCUACUUCGAGUACGUGGUCCGCAGCGCUCUUCGUCAUCCUUUUGAUUUUCCCCGCAUGGAAAGUGCCCGCAACAUUCCGGAUCCCAUGCAGAUGGUUUAUUACUACCAUCUCCAAAUGACUCACAUUGACUUGCUCUGGCUUCGAAAUUGGCAAAUUUCACAUCCUCGAGGAUAUCCGUCAGUUUCCGAAUUGCCAUCGCGCGCUGUCCGAUAUGAAUACAAUUUUGACGUUCCCUACGACUUUGGAGACGGAAUCGAGCGAACAUUGGACAGUCACCGUUUGAAUUGCACAGAAUGCAUCCGUCAAUUUCACUGCAACGUUCAUCAUUUGGGAAAUCACAUGGCAAGUCGUUUUCUUCCAAAUCCCGAACCAAAGUUUGAGAGACGCACAACGAUUCCACACAACGAAAUCGAAUUGGAAAGAAAUCAACGAAGAUGGUUGCCAGAAAUGACGUCCACUAAUGAUGCACCUUCGCCACGCGAAAUGGGAGCAAUGGGAGGAUUUACAUGCGAGGCAGGUCCCGUAACGUACAGCAAUGGCUUGGGAAAAAGAACAUACACUGCCACGACGAAAGAUCCAUUCGAAGCGGAAUUGAAGAGAUUCAAAUAUGAAGUUGUUCAUGUUCAUGAUGAGCUGAGACGUCCUUUAUUAACGAUUAGUCGGAGUACGUGGGCACAAAGCGGUUAUGCGUACGACAGACCCGAAGUUGGAUUAGCACCAGGUGGCGGCGGCGGCGGAACAACUCCCGGAGGUUUCCAACAACCCAUUGGAUCGACAGGAGGAUAUCCAUCGGGCAGACCCGGCGGCGCAGGAACAGGCACGACAGCAGGAUAUCCAGCUGCGGGAAGACCAGCAGGACCCGGAUUACAAGACCCAGGAUUUCCGACGGGAGGUUCGCCAGGAUUUGGAGGAUCGGCGCCAGGCGUUGGAGGAUCUCCGGGCUUUGGAGGUUCAGCUCCGGGAGCUGGCGGAGCGCCUGGCUUUGGCGGUAGACCGGGACAAGGAGCGACAGGACCUGCGUUCGGAGGAAGACCUGGAACGGGACCAACAGGACCGACAGGCCCAACAUUCGGAGGUCGACCAGGACAAGGAGGCACAGGCCCAUCAGGACCUUCAUUCGGAGGAAGACCCGGAACAGGCCCAACAGGACCAACUGGCGGCGUUGGUGGCAUCGGAGGAGUUGGAGGUGUUGGCGGAACAGGACCUGCUGGCCCCGCUGGUCAACCUGAUGACGGCAGUUAUGAUGGCGAUUAUUCCGCUAUUCCCGGCGAACCUGGACAAGAUUACCCAAUUUACUCGGAAAUCCCAAAAACUUCUUUCGACUGCAACCAACAACAAUUCCCCGGAUAUUAUGCCGAUGUUGAAGCCCAAUGUCAAGUUUUCCAUAUUUGCGCGUUGAACAGAACUUUUGACUUUUUGUGCCCCAAUGGAACAAUUUUCAGUCAAGAACAUUUGGUUUGCGUUUGGUGGAAUCAAUUCGAUUGUAACUCUGCUCCUGGAUUGUUCGGAAACAACGCUGAUAUUUAUGAUUAUUCACAAACUGGCGCUCCUCCAACGCAACAACAACCAGGCGGUUUUGGACAAGGAGCUCCUGGACAAGGACCAACUGGACCUUCAUUCGGCGGAAGACCCGGACAAGGACCUACCGGACCAACAGGACCUACAUUCGGAGGACGUCCCGGAACAGGACCAACAGGACCAACAGCUGGAGGCUUUGGAGGUCAAGGACCAACUGGACCCGCUCCUGGAGGUUUCGGCGGCGCUGGACAAGGCCCAACAGGACCAACAGGCACUGGCUUCGGAAUUCCCGGACAAGGACCCUCCGCUGGAUACCCAUCGCCAUCGAGACCCACACCGCCAUCCGGAAGCUAUCCGCCGCCCGCAUUUGGCUCAACUCCCGCAGGACCUGGCGGCGCUCCCGGUUUCGGAGGACAAACUCCCAGCGGAUUCACACCUGCUCCAAUUGGCGGCGGAGGUGCUGCCGGAUAUCCCGCUCCUGGUGCUCGCCCAUCUCCUGGCUUCGGUCCUGGCGGGCAAAGUGACACACAAACACCGACACGAGAAUAUUUGCCGCCACGACGAUCGUAAGAAGCGACGAAAAUUUGUAGGCCGUCUGUACAUAUAGCGAUUUAUAUGCGAUGAAAAACGACAGAAACCACAGAGAUUCCCUCCUUUCCAAUUAAUUUUGUAAAUUUAUGUUUAAGACAACAGAAUAGCAUGUUGAUGCUGACCCUGCCCCCUUCUUUAUGUAUCUUUACAAUGAUAAGCAUCUUAUUAAGUUUUAACGAUUUUAUUUAUUCUUUUUAUUAAAAAUUGUUUUUUUUUUAAUUUUUUCGUGCUAAGGAUGUUCCUACCAACUUUACUCAUAAAAAUAUUUUAUUUCUAUUUUUGUUGCCCCAAGCAACAAGUUAGUUUGUAAUGAUCAGUAUUAUCAUAAAAAAUAUGUUACCACAUAUAAAGUUACCAAUUCUCUUGCCCAUCAUGACAAAAAAUCAUUCACUGCCUCCAUUCUAGAU